GGAUUAAAUAACAAUUCCGGCGGCAUUUAGGGUGCUGGCGCGUCCAAGCCUAAUCCCGGAUUAUUUUGUUCCCAUUGGAGUUUCGCGUGUUAUCUCGUUAGUUGUUGAGUUCUUAUCUAUCACUUUGUUGCAUUCCAAAUUUAUUAAGAACUUUUGUUUAUUCAUUUGCGUACUAACUCCAGAAGUUGACGUACUAGAAAGUAUUUUUAUUUUAAUACCAGCUUCCAACUUAGGGAAAUGUUUGAGUUUUUUUUGUGAGGUUGUCAGGAAAUUGGAAAGUCCAUUACUUCAUGUGCUUUGUUUGUGCCUGGCUUAUGGUCAUAUGGCAGUUAUUAUUUAGUGGAGCCAUCUUUAUCAUCUAGGGUAUUUUAGUCUACCUACUCUACCGUCUAGCUACUCAAGGCUCUUUGGAGCAUGUAGCGCUAUACAUAAACAAAUUGGUAAGUGAACAAGUUAGGUUUGUGUAGUUUGUUGAAUCUUACGGGUGACUAUAUUUACAAUCUUCAUAUACAUGAAUGGUGGUCGUCAGGUCUUAUAUUUCCUUAGUGAGUACAAAUAGAAUCUUUAAGCGGUUUCAAGGGCAGUAUAACUCACUUCUUUAAUGUGAUCCCCUGUAGUAUAUUUUAUGCGGGUUGUAGGAUCUGUGAAUCAAGAAUAAAAGUUGGAAAUCCUGGGUCUCUAUUUACGCGAUUUAUCUGUCAUUUUUGUUGCCUUUUUGGGUUCCAUCAUCCUACUCUUCAACCUUUACCAUUCUUAGCUUCACAUUUCAUCGUUUACGCACAUAAGGUUUUGUCAACUUCAUCUCGUACCAGGCAAAGAACGAGUACUCUUUGCAGCACUGUGCUCUGCUGUACUUUUUGUGUAUAAACCAUGUAGAUUAGGAAUGAUGAAUAUUUGUAAGUUAUUGGUAUCUAGUCAUAGUUUUUGUCAAAGCGUCGCCUGCUUACUUUCGAACCACCAAAUGAGCUGUAGUGAAGUUAGGGAUAGGGUAAAAGGUAAAUUUAAAGAUUUGGUUAGUCAGUUAAUGAGUCUUCCAUUGAUGUAAUCAAGACAUGUGUUACGUGUACUCAACCACCACGUUAGUGUAGGAAUAAAUUGAAAAAAGCUAGGGGUGGCCAGGCCAAAAUAUGGCAUCCGUCCAUGAUUUCAGGAACUGGGCCAAGCUCGCAGAUAAAGAUUGCCUGGUUGGGGUCCAUGAGAUUAUCGCAACCAGUGUUUGGAGAUGCUGUGCAUGGUUUAAAAUCGUUCUCGAUGGCAUAGGUAUAUUCACUUUUUGUCUUCCCUUAGAGUCUGAGUCCCGAAAUCUCCGAAUAAUUUUCUCAUUUCUAUUCCUAAUCUUUUCUACUGCUCCUACUGUUACUGGUUUUAAUUCUCUCGGAUGUCUUGGUAAUUUUGUCUCGCUGCUAAUAAAGUGUGACAACUCGGACCAGUAAAUAUAUGACUGAACAAGACAUAUCAGUCAGCUACAAAGUAGGACCACGCGCAUACGUGCAUUGGUCCAAGUUGCUAUACCUCAUUAGCACAACAUGAUGAACACCGAAUUCAUAGUAGUUAAUUCAAUGGUGGUAAUAUAUAAAAGAAAGAUUGUAUAUAAGGACAUAGUACAGGAAGAAAGAAUUAGUUCAUAGAAAGAAAGAUAUGAAGCGAUUUUUAUCUCACGGUUUGAGGGAACACAGAAAGUGUAUACACCAACGCCAUUGUGAUCGAUUCUGAGUCAUGUCACUUGUCAAUGUACUUCCGAAACAAUUAUAUUACGAAACUAUCUUAUUGGCCAUUAAGUCCGACCGUUUUGCGCCACUUACUCCGAAGUUCGAAGUCUGCUUCAGUUAAGGAAACUAUGUAGUGUCACUAGCUCACACCUAGUGUUUCUUGUGCUUAAAUAUCUGGUAAAUGACUUAAUUUGUCAUAUUUACUUCGUAACUGUAAUCACUGCUUUGAAUGUAGGAAAAAGUUAGCUUAUAUGUACUGAGUCACAAAUGUAUCGUUGCUUGUGUGUGUUUGAAUAAUUCACCAGAAGGCACUCAUUAAACACAAGAAGUAUUUCUACUUUUAUUGAGAUGGAAGUGAACUUAGUUUAGCAAAGUGAUGCUUGACUAAUGGCAGGCAAUUUUGAUUGUAGAGUAAAAUAUGAAAGGCCAAACAGUAUUUUAAUUCAUCAGAUGUGAUACUAAAUGCUUCAAAGUAGGGAUUCAAAAAUGGCACGAUUAGGCUUGUUAAGUCGAAAAAUACGGAGCUUUGGACUGAUGGGUCUAAAGUUUGGUAACACACUGAAGGUCAUUUCGCAAAAGCAUCUCAGGUAGGGACAACAGUCACUACUUAUCAUUAAAGUUAAAUAACAUCCCAUCUGUCUAUUCUUUUACAAUUUCUGCAAUGGCGUGCUGUCAACAGCACUGAAGAAAGUAAGUGAUAGUGGUGGUAAUGUCACUUGGGAAAAGUUUCUUUUUAGCCUUGAGUAUAUUGAUAAUACUGUCUUGUCGUACGGUCACAUAAUGGCUACUCAGAUUGUAUGUCAGCUGGUGAAUACACGUAAUUAUGGAACAUUCUUCAGAAGGUGUGAUGAGUUUAUCGAACAAGUUCAUCAGACUUAGGAAUUAACAAAAUAUUAGUCGCAUACUUAAUAAUUCAGCAAGUAACCAUGAUUCUGUUUAUUCUUUCUAUAUAAUAAUGUGAAUAAUGUCUAUUUGAAGCAAUAAUCUGAAUGCAAUUCUAUAGUGACACUUCUCGUUCUUAGUUUUUAAACCCAUAUGUUAGCGCUACUGAACUAUAUUUGAGAUGAUUAAAACAUUGACCGUUUUAUCAUCUGAGUUGUAUUCUUUUAAUAUUAUCCUGAUUAUUACUACCACAUGCCUUUCGUUCCUUCACAACAUCGUUUCGUUUUAUAUGGCACAUUUUGGUGGUGAUCUUAUAUCAAGCUCUCACUUUGUAAACAAAUUUAUGGUGCUUACAUCAUUGUUCUCACCUUUUGUAUAUUUUAAUAUUAUGAUGGUUUGAUUCCAUGUGUAUGCUCUUCAAAUUAGCUGUUUUUAAACGCGGACUCUGUAGCAUGAUAUUCUGAAUGGCACUACAGGUAAUACCAGGUAGCAGUCUUCUCCAUACUGUAAAAUGCUGGUUAAGCGUAAAUGUAUUUUUCGUGGUUUUGUUUUAACGUUGUCUUUUGUAGAUUGAUUUGAUAAAAAUAUAUUUUGACGUCCUGUUAUUUAAUAAUGUCAGCUAAAAAUUUCGCUUCCAAAGAAAAAUUAUUCAAAAUCUUAAAAGAAUUUCAAGCACGGUUCAAUUCUCCGUUCCGACUCGCUGAAGCGACUAAAUGGUGUGAAAGCUACUUCCUACGUGAGGGUGGUAACGUCGAAACUGUUGGCGUGUUUUUAGAAUUUAUCCUGAGUUUGGGAUUCGUUUAUCAGGUUGAGCAAAACAUGUUCUUUUCCAGAUACUAUUUUAAUGUGAAAAGGAUUGAGGAGUUUUUUAGCACCUUUUGCAGAUUGACAGAUGGAAGUUCCACAGAAGGCAAAAGUCAGCUAAAAAGUGCUGAUGAGUCCGGUAUCCGAUCUCUCGGUAAUUCUCAAGAAGAUGUAUUUGAAAAUAAUAGCUGUUGUAAAUCUGUCUUAACCAAUACAAAAUCUCAUUUAUGGUUCGAAGAGAUAAUUAGACGUUUGUCCUGCGUGAUGGAAACAAAUAGAAAUGAGCUGAUGUCAAUAAUGAAAUCGUCGAACAUUGAUUCAUCUACCUCAUCACUGCCUAAUGAUUUUUCAAUAGAUAUGGGUACUGCGGCUUACACAAACAGUAUAGCGUUAGAAAAUUGGCAUAAUUGCUUAAAGAAUUCAACUGGGAAAUUAGUCAGUCGUGUGGCUAUUACUUGUCUAGAUGCAUUGUCCAAAUGGCCAAAUAAUAUCGGUCAUCAAUCAAAAGUUUGUGAAAGAAAACGUCUACCAAGUUCACUUCUAUCCAUUACUAUUUCCCAUUUGGAAAACUUUCAACAUUGCUGCAUCCCAAAGACAGCAGAAUUACUUCUGGAUUAUAUUUUUUGCAGCUUUCCAGAUGCGAAACUUUUAGCGACGAUGAAUAGUCUUCUUAAAGGUUGGAUUAAUUCCGCUUCAAGUAACGUCAAUGACUUAAAGCCGUUUGAAAAGACAUAUUCUUCUAAUGUGAUAAGUUCACAUGGUGGUGAUAAAAAUAAUCUCCAAAAUAUUUCACUCCCACCUUUAACUACAUCUUUAAGGGAUACAAACAAUUCGCAUAAAAAAGUUAAUGGACAUUCAUUAUCUAAAGCUUUUACACAUGACGACAACUCAUUCACUGAAUACCAUCCUAUUUCACCGAUUGUAAACUGUCUAAGAUUUGAUGUAAAGGCAUCUGAUCCUGGUCACAACUGUGAAAAUUUAAGUAGUAUGUUAAUUCAAACGGGGAAAUCAAGAAGUCACAGUGUUCCUGAAACAGUUCAUCAUGAGUUGCAUCACCUCAACGGAUAUAACACAAUCAAUCAUCAAAGAGAUUCUGGUAAAUCUAACAAUGAUCGUAAUUUGCCUACUACCUCAUAUACUCAACAUUCGGAUCGCUGUGCAUAUUGUUUAUCUAAUCGGAUACCCAGUGAUCCAAUAUCGUCUAUCCAACACCAUUGGCCGAUCAUAGAAAGUUAUGAUUUAGCUCUUGCUUGUCAACUAGUUUUACUUUUUUUACCACCUGUAAUGUUUUCCCGGUUAAAAAUAAUGGUUGAUUUAUUGCGUCGAGUUCUAUCAAAUCAUGAACGCUUAGCUUCGUGGUUGGUAAACUAUGGUUCACGUGAAAAUAUUGAAAAUAAGUCUGAAAACAUUUUACCAUCCGAUACUCUAUCAUCGUUGGAAAUUACAUUGCAUGUGAUUGUAAAACGCUUCGGCCCACUACUUUUACGUGUAUCAAGUGAUUCCGCUGUCAACAAAACAACUUCACGGAUUCGUUGGAGAGAAUGUCUUCUUUGUUUGUUACUUUGUGACCCGGAAAACUUCCUCUUAACAUCACCCAAUAGUUUACAGUCUUGUCUACGAUCUGUAAAUAAUGUUAAUAAUACGACAAGCGAUAAUAUUAAGCCAGAACAAGAAAAUAUUCGACACAUUGAAGAGCUUAUUGGAUUAGAUGGUUUCAAGUCACAGGGUUCAAGAAAGUCCGGAUUUGCUCGCUCAUCAUCGUCAUCAUCUUUACCAGCAUUUAUUCCACCAAUCAGAUCAGCAUCCAGUAUUAGUUUAGAUGGUAGAUUGUCAAAAUCAAUUGGAUCACAAGAUAAUCUAAUCAAAUUUGCAUCAACUCCUACAAAAAAUGGUAGAAGUAGCAGUUUACAAAACUCUCCACGUCCUACUUUUAGUUGUCGUCGUAUAUUUGAUGAAAGUAAUUUAGAUAUUGCAAAUCUAAGUAUAAAAUCACAUUCUACACUUUUUAUCAGUGAAGAGUCUUCCGGUCGGUUUGGUCGUUCCGGGAAUUGGAGUGUAGAAAAUUCUGUGAUUGGUUUAAAUUCAAGUAUAUUUUUUCAGUCCGAUCUAGAUCCAAAACGAUUAGCUGCAUUAGGUAAUACAGCUCAUUUGAUCAAGCUUUUAAAUCAGAUUCUCAACGACCGUGACAUGAAUCCACGUAGAAAAAUGAAAUGUCUUCAAGAUUUUCGCAAAUCUCAUCCAGAUGUGUAUUGGUUACGCUUUGGUACUGAAGAAAGAGCAUCCAACUAUUUAUCCCGUUUACAACGUCGUAUCGAUUCACAAACUCAACCUAGUGUUUUUGAGCGGAUUACAAAUGCACUACGUCGUCGACUUCAGAGUCCCGUCAAGCAACAGGAUUAGCAUCAGGACAGCUCUUGUACUUUGUAUUUCAAAUGUUCCAUGUAAACAUGUGAGAAAUUUAUUCGACCGCUACUUUUCUUGUAAAUGGUCGUAUAUAUCGUCUAAUAUUUUUUAAUCAGAUUAUAGAUCACUAUUUUUC
Schistosoma margrebowiei is the source of this 5934-nucleotide messenger RNA. NCBI's taxonomy places the organism in Eukaryota, Metazoa, Platyhelminthes, Trematoda, Strigeidida, Schistosomatidae. The record is from the annotation of a GenBank genome assembly.